Molecule: messenger RNA, 1037 nt
Organism: Balearica regulorum gibbericeps (East African grey crowned-crane)
Lineage: Eukaryota; Metazoa; Chordata; Aves; Gruiformes; Gruidae
Source: RefSeq, a predicted model, not a curated record
GAGACCUCAGCCAUGCAGAGCUGAUGAUGAUGACGAUAGCUGACAUCAUAAAGCAAUUAAUUGAAGCUCACGAGCAGGGAAAAGAUGUGAAUCUGAACAAGCUGAAAACCAAGACGUCAGCAAAGUAUGGACUUUCAGCGCAGCCGCGUUUGGUUGACAUCAUUGCUGCUGUUCCGCCACAGUACCGCAAGGUGCUGGUACCAAAGCUGAAGGCCAAGCCAAUAAGAACUGCUAGCGGGAUUGCUGUUGUUGCAGUGAUGUGUAAACCGCACAGGUGUCCCCACAUUAACUUUACGGGCAACAUAUGUGUAUACUGCCCAGGUGGACCUGAUUCUGAUUUUGAAUAUUCAACACAGUCUUACACUGGAUAUGAGCCAACGUCCAUGAGGGCCAUUCGGGCUAGAUAUGACCCCUAUCUCCAGACAAGACACAGAGUGGAACAGCUGAAGCAGUUGGGCCACAGCGUGGAUAAAGUAGAGUUCAUUGUGAUGGGUGGAACGUUCAUGGCCCUGCCUGAAGACUACAGGGAUUACUUCAUCAGAAACCUUCACGAUGCCUUAUCAGGUCACACUUCCAAUAAUGUAGCAGAGGCUGUCAAGUAUUCAGAACGAAGCCUGACAAAAUGCAUUGGGAUAACGAUAGAGACCAGACCAGAUUACUGCCUGAAGCGGCAUUUAAGUGAUAUGUUAUCCUACGGCUGUACGAGGCUGGAGAUUGGAGUGCAGAGCGUGUACGAGGACGUGGCCAGGGACACCAACAGAGGUCACACCGUGAAGGCUGUGUGCGAGUCUUUUCACUUAGCCAAGGAUGCCGGGUUUAAAGUUGUGGCACACAUGAUGCCUGAUCUACCAAACAUGGGGCUUGAAAGGGACAUGGACCAGUUCGUUAGCGAGGAAGAAAAAUGGGAGUUGGAGAGGCGGGCUGGUGGGGAAGAAGUGAUAGAUCACAUCAAUGUGGAGAAGAAUUAUACCUGCGUGGUUUUAAAGAGAAGGGAGUAUGGGAAAGGAGAGAAGGAGGAAUCAAAAAUGCCUGUGUUG